GUUGAGUCCUUCAGUGAAAAGAACAAAUGAUUCAUUUAAACGAAUGAUUCGCGAAUCAGACGUCACGUACGUGACGUAGCGCACUGUGUUCAAGAACAUGGCGACUGACGAGGAUUCGGAAGAUUAUUUUGUUAGAGAAAUAGAAAAAAAUGACGGGUCUAUUUUAAGAAUUUAUCAGUGCAACAAAGGGGACGUUGGCUGUGUAGUAUGGGACGCUGCUAUUGUCCUGUCAAAAUACCUAGAAACGGAACAAUUUUGCAGUAUUCAGUCUGGUGUUAGUACUUGGUCCUCCAAGAGCAUUAUUGAACUCGGUGCAGGAACAGGACUAGUUGGUCUCGUGGCUUCAACUCUGGGGGCAAAUGUCACAGUGACAGAUUUAGAAGACCUGCAGCCUCUCCUAAAGCUGAACAUUGAGAAAAAUCAGCAACUCAUCCGAAAAGGCUCAAUCACAGCCAAGGUACUGAAAUGGGGUGAAAGUGUUGGAGAUUUUCUUCCUCAUCCUCAUUAUAUUCUGAUGGCUGAUUGUAUCUACUAUGAGCAGUCUGUGGAGCCUCUAGUGGAGACUCUGAAACUCUUGGCUGGACCAGAGACGUGCAUCAUCUGUUGCUAUGAGCAGCGCACUGUUGGUGUCAAUCCUGAAAUAGAGAAGAGAUUCUUUGAGCUACUUGUGCAAGAGUUCCAGUCAGAGGAGAUCCCACCUGAGAAACAAGACCCAGAGUUCAACAGUCCUGACAUUCGUCUUCUCCACCUGCGACGAAGAGUCGACUGAAUGCCUUUUAUGAGGAUGGGCUGUGUAUGUUUGUGUUUUAAUAGACUGCAGUGUUUGUCACUGUACCUAUUAUA
This is a messenger RNA of Pimephales promelas (fathead minnow), 843 nucleotides long. It is a transcript of the gene vcpkmt, whose product is annotated as valosin containing protein lysine (K) methyltransferase. Gene Ontology annotation, biological process: peptidyl-lysine trimethylation. The record is from RefSeq and is a predicted model, not a curated record. NCBI's taxonomy places the organism in Eukaryota, Metazoa, Chordata, Actinopteri, Cypriniformes, Leuciscidae. Gene Ontology annotation, cellular component: protein-containing complex; cytosol.